Molecule: messenger RNA, 3850 nt
Organism: Cucumis melo (muskmelon)
Lineage: Eukaryota; Viridiplantae; Streptophyta; Magnoliopsida; Cucurbitales; Cucurbitaceae
Product: pentatricopeptide repeat-containing protein At3g56550
Exons: 8
Coding region: 128-1867 (579 amino acids)
Biological process (GO): RNA modification
Molecular function (GO): RNA binding; zinc ion binding; protein binding
Source: RefSeq, a predicted model, not a curated record
UCUGAAAAUUAUCCCCACGUGACCCAACCUUUAUUUCAAAUCCUCUCAAAAGCCGAUUUUUUAAAGUUUUGAAAUUUCAUCAAAUCAUCGCUCGAAUCAACACCAUCAUGACAAAGAAAUUUUGGAAAUGUCGAAGGAAAAGGCGAUUCUCACUCUCUUGCAAGGCUGCAACAGCCUCAAGAGGCUUCGAAAGAUCCACGCACAUGUUAUUGUAAGCGGCCUCCACCAUCAUGUCGCCAUUGCCAACAAGCUUUUGAACUUCUGUGCCAUCUCUGUUUCAGGUUCCCUUGCUUAUGCCCAGCUUCUCUUCCAUCAAACGGAGUUCCCACAAACCGAAGCCUGGAACUCCAUCAUCAGAGGCUUUGCCCAAAGCUCAUCUCCCAUUGACGCCAUUGUUUUCUACAAUCAAAUGGUUUGGGACUCUUUUUCUAUGCGUGACACAUUUACUUUCUCAUUUGUGCUCAAAGCCUGUGAAAGAAUCAAGGCUGAGCGUAAGUGUAAAGAAGUUCAUGGCACGGUAAUUCGUUGUGGUUAUGAUGCAGACGUGAUUGUCUGCACCAAUCUUGUCAAAUGUUAUUCAGCGAUGGGGUCAGUUUAUAUUGCCCGACAGGUGUUUGACAAAAUGCCUGCAAGAGAUCUAGUGGCUUGGAAUGCAAUGAUAUCUUGCUUUUCUCAACAGGGUUUGCACCAGGAGGCACUGCAGACAUACAAUCAGAUGAGAAGUGAAAAUGUGGAUAUAGAUGGGUUUACACUUGUUGGGUUGAUUUCGUCUUGUGCCCAUCUUGGAGCGUUGAAUAUUGGAGUUCAGAUGCAUAGAUUUGCUCGUGAAAACGGUCUUGACCAGAGUCUUUAUGUUGGAAAUGCGUUGAUAGAUAUGUAUGCUAAGUGUGGUAGUUUAGAUCAGGCCAUUCUUAUCUUUGAUAGAAUGCAGAGGAAGGACAUUUUCACUUGGAACUCGAUGAUUGUUGGGUAUGGAGUGCAUGGUCGAGGUAGUGAAGCUAUAUAUUGCUUUCAACAGAUGUUAGAAGCAAGAAUACAACCAAACUCUAUCACAUUUUUGGGUUUACUUUGUGGAUGUAGUCAUCAAGGUUUGGUUCAAGAAGGUGUUAAAUACUUCAAUUUGAUGAGCUCCAAGUUUAGGCUAAGACCUGAGGUCAAACACUAUGGAUGCCUUGUGGAUUUAUAUGGUCGAGCUGGAAAGCUUGAGAAGGCACUUGAAAUUGUAUCGAAUUCAUCACACAAUGAUUCAGUUUUGUGGCGAACCUUACUUGGGUCUUGCAAGAUUCACAAAAAUGUGACAAUAGGAGAAAUUGCCAUGAAUAGAUUGUUUGAGCUUGGAGCUACGAGUGCAGGGGAUUGUAUAUUGCUAGCUACAAUCUAUGCUGGAGAAAACGAUAAAGCUGGUGUUUCAAGAAUGAGAAAAAUGAUUAAGAGCCAAGGGAUAAAGACUACCCCAGGUUGGAGUUGGAUCGAAAUUGGGGAACAAGUUCAUAAGUUUGUGGUUGACGAUAAGUCCAAUCGUUAUUCCAUUGAAGUGUAUGAGAAGUUGAGGGAAGUUAUUUAUCAAGCCUCCUUUUUUGGAUAUGUAGGAGAUGAGUCUGUUUCGUCACUUGAUGUGCUUUCCACCAUAGAAACUUUAAAGACGUCCUGUACAUAUCAUAGUGAGAAACUUGCAAUUGCAUUUGGAUUGGCAAGAACCGCAGAUGGGACACAGAUACGUAUUGUUAAAAACCUUCGAGUUUGCAGAGAUUGUCAUUCAUUCAUAAAAGCUGUUUCGGUGGCAUUCAACCGAGAAAUAAUUGUUAGAGAUCGGGUUCGGUUCCACCAUUUCAAGGGUGGCAAAUGUUCUUGCAAUGACUACUGGUGAAAAGUGAAUAAUGUACUUUCAAUUCUGUCCGUUUCAAGUGUACAGAGGUUCCUCUCAAUGUAACAGAAUUUUGGCUCUUUUAGUGCCUCAAGCUCAAGAAGGAUAGUUUAUAAGUUGAAAUAAAAUUAUGAGCUUUCACGGGUGAUGGCGAGAUGAAUAAUUAUGGUUCGACAACUUGUUCAGAUGAAGACAAAAGAUGCAUCAAGAGUGAAGAAACGGAUUACAGCAAUGGGUUUGGUGUGGCAAUAUGGAGAGAAAUCUGGUAAUGAAUCUUGGAAAGGACUUUCUUGGGGAGUGGUAAGUUCCUUUUCUUUGUCUCUAACUGCUUUCUCAUCUAUCUUAUAGAUAGGAGUUUCCUUUUCUAUGAAUAUCAAAGAAUCCCGUCCACUUCUAUAGGUAAUAAUUCAAGUAAAAAUUACAAUGGAAUGCUCUAUUUAGAGUGGAAAAAGAGGAAAUUGAUGCUUAGGCAGUCCUAAACCAAUAUUAGCUGAGAUAUUGUUAAAGUAAACCAUCAUUAACAAAGAACAGAUGGAAAAAUUGGAUUCAAUUUACCCUCGAUGACAUAGGAUCAUUCAAUUAAAGAAGUAUUAACUUAUGUUGGCUGUUUUCAACGAAGUCAUAAUCUGGCUGUGUGGGUUAUCAAAGCUUUUGGAUUUCUUUUGAAGGGCUCAACUCAACGACUCAUAGACAGAUUACAGAUAACUAACAAUUUUUAACUUGAGCAGGUACCGUUGCUAGGUGGAGCAUUUUGUUUUUUCUUUAACCUAUUGAAUGGUGGUUGGAAUGAUAAUGUGUUAGACAGAUGCAAACAUUGGGUGUGAGAUGAAAUAACUUGUUCACUCCAAGGUAUCAACAAAUCAGGUAGAUGCUAAAUCAACAUUAUCACUUGAGCUACAACUUGUUCACUCCAAAUUUUGGGUCAUCAUAGUGUCUUUUGUAGAAUUUUAUCUACUAUAACGAGUAUUUUAUAUUAGUAAGUUGUACAACUUGUAUGAUUAGUUAGUUCUUCGUGUUGGUGUGCUGAUAACGAGUAUUUUACCUACUUUAUUUUUUAUUCUUAGAAAGCGUAGUUUCUUCUUUUUUUCCGAUUGUUUCUCAGUGGUCUGGUGAUGGUAUGCAUGUCUGUUUAAGUUUAAUAGUUGAUAGGAAAAGUGAUAACGGUACGGUUUCUUGCACAUGUCUGAGUUGGUUCUUAACGCUCUGUUGUGUUUGAAUUUUCAGAUCCGUACUUGAAUAUGGAUGCUGGUACCAUGUCUCCUUUUGAACAUGGGGAAGUUUUUGUUCUUGAUGAUGGCAGUGAGGUUGAUUUAGAUUUGGGAAACUAUGAAUGAUUCCUCGAUUUUAACGUUGACGAGAGAGAACAAUAUUACUACGGGAAAAAUUUAUCAGGCAUUUCAUACAUCACCAUUCCAUUGCACUAGCUGGCAACUGAAAAGAGGACAAUUAAAGAGAAAAGACAUGGAUCUUCUUUACGACAGAAGUGUUCGAACUAAGUUUCAAGGCCCUUGUGAAGGUACUCAUAGUUUUUGGUGUGCAUUAUGACAUCAAUUUUUUGUGAAAAGAUCAAUGACUGUGCAACUCAUUGAAAGAUUUUGCAAGAAUAUAUUGAAGUAAUGAAGUCAUGGUAGCACUCUCAUUAUGUUCAACUCUACUAUUCCCUUUGUAGGAUUGCGAUGUACCUUUACUACAUGUAGAUUUUUUUAAACACUUUACAAAAAAUGGUUAUUAGUCAAUCUUUUUGUACAAAUAUUAAAGUGUGAUAACUCAUUGGAGCAGUGAAACCAUAUUGGAGCUACUGAUUGAUUUAUAGGCCUUUUUGUAGGGUUGGUAGCAAAAUUUUGGUUGUAAUGUACUUAUUUUAAGGUUGUUGGUACCAAAAAGAUGUGCAUGUUUAUUCUAUCAUUGUAAACCAUUUACCAACAAUUGUACAAAUUACUAAGUGUAUGCUAAAGUAUAUAUAUCAAAGUGUUGGCUAUUUGUUUC